This is a messenger RNA of Mastomys coucha (southern multimammate mouse), 2675 nucleotides long. It is a transcript of the gene Spdya, whose product is annotated as speedy/RINGO cell cycle regulator family member A. Gene Ontology annotation, molecular function: protein kinase binding. Gene Ontology annotation, biological process: positive regulation of cell population proliferation; G1/S transition of mitotic cell cycle; positive regulation of cyclin-dependent protein serine/threonine kinase activity. The transcript has 7 exons. NCBI's taxonomy places the organism in Eukaryota, Metazoa, Chordata, Mammalia, Rodentia, Muridae. The record is from RefSeq and is a predicted model, not a curated record. Bases 323 to 1468 code for a protein of 381 amino acids. Gene Ontology annotation, cellular component: nucleoplasm.
GCCGGUUGGCGAGUCCCGCGUGUCGCCGGCGCCUGGGCCUUCCACUUGCUCCCGCAGUCCUGCGUGAGGAGGCGGGGACGCCGGCCUCAGCGCCGCCUCCCCGCGGUCUCGCGGCCUGGAGCGCCCCGCCAGCUCCAAGGGCCGGGACGCGGGCGGGCAUCCCGGAGGCGGGGACGGGAGCAGGAGGCGCGGGGCCAGAGGAGGGAGCCCGGCCGGCUGCGGAGCUCGGCGUCGCGGCUCCCUCCAGCAGGUGGCGCCGGGUGGUGCACGGUGGGGACCGAGGCUCGGCCUCUUCGCGGGGCUGAGGGAUGAGUCCUGCUGCAUGGUCCAGUGUCCCGCGCCCCCAGCCCGGGUCCGACCUGGGUAUCUCCAAAAGUACGAAAGUUCUCGUGCCUGCUUGUCCCCAGGCGUCGGGGAUUGGCUAUCAGAUUUUCAUACGGAGAAACUAUUUCUAUUUUAUGAUUUAUGCCAGACGCAGAGAGAACUUUCUUCAGAUGCUCACAAAAUUCAGGAAUCUUGGGAAGCUAAAAUGCGGCAUAAUCAGAUGUGUUGUGAGACACCACCUACUGUCACUGUUCAUGUAAAAUCAGGUUCAAAUAGGUCACAUCAAACUAGAAAACCUAAUAGUCUGAAGCGUCCUAUUCUUAAAGAUAGUUGGCAAGCCUCUGAAAACAAUGCACAUAAUAACAAAUCUAAGCGGCCCAGAGGGCCUUGUCUAGUUAUACAGCGUCAGGAAAUGACUGCUUUCUUUAAAUUAUUUGAUGAUGAUUUAAUUCAAGAUUUCUUGUGGAUGGACUGCUGCUGCAAAAUUGCAGACAAGUAUCUUUUGGCUAUGACCUUUGUUUAUUUCAAGAGAGCUAAAUUUACUAUAAAUGAGCAUACCAGGAUAAAUUUCUUUAUUGCUCUGUAUCUGGCUAAUACAGUUGAAGAAGAUGAAGAAGAAGCCAAGUAUGAAAUUUUUCCGUGGGCUUUAGGGAAAAACUGGAGAAAAUUGUUCCCUAAUUUCUUAAAGUUAAGGGACCAGCUGUGGGACAGAAUUGACUAUAGGGCUAUCGUAAGCAGGCGGUGCUGUGAAGAGGUUAUGGCCAUUGCACCAACCCAUUACAUCUGGCAACGAGAGCGGUCUGUGCAUCACAGUGGAGCUGUUAGGAACUACAACAGAGAUGAAGUUCAUCUGCCCAGAGGACCUAGUGCCACACCAGUGGAUUGCUUACUGUGUGGUAAAAAAGGAAGAUACGUGAGACUGGGACUGUCUUCAUCAUCAUCUUCAUCCAGUGACACAGUAGAACUUAUGGAAAAACGUUCUCAGGAAUUGCACAAUUCAUUAUCAAUGGACAUGAUAGGUGAUCCUUCUCAAGCUAAUACCUAUUCUCAAGUAGCCAAUGACCAUCAAUCAAACAAAGAAAAUGAAACUAAUUUUGUGAAGAAAAAAAAAUCAAUGGAAUGGUUUGCAGAGAGUGAAGAAUGACAAGGCUCAACUAAAGCACGCUGGAGUCACAGCUACAGAAUGGCAAACCAAAUGCAAGAAAGUGUCAAAUGGGACGGUUACCCAGUUGUACAAUGGUCUUUAGCUUCUGUUAUUUUUCAAACAUUUGUAAAAGUCAUACAAAUUAUAGUAAUAACUAAACAUACCAAAAUAAGGUAAAAAUACUUUCUGAAGUUGUGACUGAUAAUAUACAGUUCUAAUUUGAUACUUCUUUGUCUUCAAAUUCAGUGCUGUCAUCUCAGGUACCAGUUCAGUUGUGGUCUGAACUUCCUCACCAGCUUAAAAGGUUAAACGAGAAGACAAAAGAGCUAGUAUAAAAGAGAAACCAAUUAAGGUCAUAACACUGAAACAUCUAAUUAAUAUAUUCUGGAAACAGUACUGACAUAUGUGGCCACUUUACCAGUGAACAAGUCUAGCAACAUAGGGAUGUGGUCCGUGUGGAAAAUCAGAAUGUGACUCUUCUGUAACAGAAAAUGCACGCUACACUGUACAAUAUUUUAUAGUUUGUUCACAAAAGUGUUGAAAUGUUAAACACUGUCCCUUUCCUGUAAGCUUUUUCUCGGAAUUUUUUUUUUUUUUUUUGAGCAUUUUUUGGGACUGUUUGGCUAGUUAGUAACAGAAAUAUUUGUCAGUGGUCACACAGUAACUUUACAGAUAGGCUUAUAACCAAAAGGAUUAGCCUGUUUCAUAAGUCGAUGUAUCUGAAACCCAUCUCAUUGCCUAAAUAAUGUAUACAGAUGAGUACCUAAACGUGUUUCUUAGAAGAACUCCAGCAAUAUUUUAGGAACUGUAUUUUGCAAUUGACUCAGCAGAAUAGAAAAACACUACAUUUCAUUUUCUGUACAAUAAAUAAAAAAAUAAAAUCCCUGAAGAGCAUCUGAUAGUUAUUAUAUGAGUAUGUAAGUCAAUAUGAUCAACAUAGUUAAGAAUCUAAGUAUUUAUUAUCAAAAACACAAGCAUAAAACUGAAGUGCACCAUGAUUCUCCUCGUGAAACACUUCAUUUCCAACUCCAAUUUCCUUUUGAGAAUGUAACUGUAAAUCUGUGUUGAUGUUUACUCUGACUUUUGCGUUCCACUUCAGACCUCACUUAUCUGUUCCCAUGAGAGCAGCUCGCAGACACAAGCCUCAUCCAAAAGUUCAAUACCCUGUAUGAUACUUUCAGAAACAGGAAAAGUACAUUUUAUAUUU